CAGAUCAUAGAACAUGAGCUGUCAGCUGUAAUAUCUAAAUUGUUUCUUUGUGUUUAUUACGCCUCUAAAAAUGUUAUGAUCGUUACAUUCUUGCGAAUAUGGGUGCAAAAGACUCAAAACCUAGUUUUAUAACGUAUGAAGAUGCAGUUAAACGAGUAUCCGAUAGUGAAUUGAGACGCAUCAGAGAAGCAUUCAAGAGAUGUGCCGGAGCGAACGGGACGGCACUGAGCCUGGAGGCUUUUGUUCACGAGGUUCUGUGCGACGGAGUUCCGUACGAUGUUGCGGAAUGGUUGUACCAAGCCUGCGGAGGCACCAAAAGGGGAAUCGCAUUCAAGGAACUCCUCUGCGGCAUAGUAGUCCUCACUAAGGGCAACUUGGAGGAGAAAAUAAAGUUUCUGUGGACCCUGUAUGUAAACAAUCAAGGAGAUAAUGGCUCAUACAUAUAUAAAAAGGAUUUUGCUCGAGCCCUGCACCUGGAGAAUACGUCUCUUCCUGCCACUGCAGCGCAGCGCUCAGCUGAAAUACUCCUUGGCCUCUUUGGCGCAGGAGACAAAGUUACAUUUGACCAGUUUAGGUCUUGGCUACUCAUACACAAAGAUGCUACAGUGCUGUCAAAAUGGUUACUGUCUGAAGUAAAUGAUGUUUAUGAUCUGGAAACCCCCACUUUUUAUCAGACCUUGGCUGGUGUUACUCAUUUGGAAGAGAGGGAUAUAAUAGAGCUAGAAAAGUGUUUCUGGUCGCUCCGGAACGGCGCCCCGACGGGGCAGCUGGACGCGGAGAGCCUUGGACCGCUGCUGUCCCCCCCGCUACCCGCCACCGCCGUCGCGGGGACCUUCCUCGCCUUCGACGAGAACCGCGACGGACACGUCGACUUCAAGGAGCUGUGCUGCGGACUGAGCGCCGCCUGCCGCGGACCCACCACCGAGAGAUUGAAAUUUUGCUUCAAGAUCUUCGAUCUGGACAGCGAUGGACUCUUGAAUAAAAAAGAACUCAUCGAUAUGGUGAGUGUCCUGUGCGAGGUGGCCAACGAGAACCUCAAGAACCAGGGGUCCAGAUCCUCCACGCCCGAUGGGAGCGAGAUCGGGAUCCAGAACUUCGACCCGGACGUGAUCCUCGCCAACUUGAGGGACAAGCUGGUCGUCGCACCCAAGAACGGACGGAAACCGAACUUCCACCUCGGACCAAGCGGAGAUACUGAAGACAUCAUUAAUGUGCCGGAGAGCAAGGCCGAUGGAGACGUGCUGCUUCCGGAGACGGUGCUGACGCUGGAAGACUUCCUCAUCUGGUCGGUGGAGAGCGCCCACGGAGUCGUGACGCCCUUCCUUGACCUCGUCUACCAGGUGUGCCACAUCGUGCUGGGGCUGCGGCCGCACUGCCGACACAGCGAGAGGGACAUCGUGCUGGGCUGGCUGCGUCGUUCGGUGGCGCGGGGGUACAGCGUGGGACAGUUCUGGUACCUGGUGGCGGCCGAGUGGUGGGGCGCGUGGCUGGCCUACACGGGGGACGCGGCGGACGCGUGCUGCCGGCCCGCGACGCUGGCCGACGACAGCUUCAUGACCAACUCCACGGAGUCCAUGGGCUCGCUGCUGUGGCGCUGCGAGACGGCCUCCGUGGACAGCGCGGGCUCCAGCAGCGGCGUCAGCAGCGCCGCGUCGCCGCGCCGGCACCCCGGCUCCGUGCGGAACAAGCGCCUGCUGGCGGACAACACGCUCAAGGUCCGUACGCUAACAGGCGAGGGCGGCCACCUGCGGCGCGACGUGACGCUGGCGCAGCACCGCGACUUCGAGCUGGUGCCGGACGCGCUGUGGAGGGCCCUGGCGCUCUGGUACGGAGGACCCGACCCUCUGCCCAGACAGGUGAUAAGGCCUCCGAACUCUGACGUGGAGCUGGAGCUGUACCCGCUGCAGCUCAAGAUCAUGCGGCACGUGCCCGCCGCGCUCGGCACGCACGGCUCGGCGGGCUGCGUGCCGGACCGCCAGCUCGCCUACACCGCCGCCUUCUCGCGCCUCGCCACCAUCCGCCAGGUUUGCGAGUUUAUAUGUGGCGCCUUGGGUCUGGCACGAGAAGACAUGCGCCUGUGGCUGCUGGGGGGGCAAGGGGGGGGCGUUGCCGGCGCGCAGGCGGGGGGCCACGCGGGGGGCGUGCUGCUGGACGACGAGCAGCGCACGCUGCACGAGCUGCACCUCGACGAGCGCUCCCGGCUGCUGCUCGAGCUCCGGAACAAGGACCUCACGUGGCCGGAGGAGAUCGGAGCCAUCAGCUCCAACCGCGCGACGGAGAGACGCGAGACCCUCAUCGCCCCCAACCUGCCGGGAGCCACCGGCCUGCACAACCUGGGGAACACCUGCUUCAUGAACGCGGCGCUGCAGUCGGUGUGGAACACGGGCCCGCUGACGCGCUACUUCAACUCCGGCAUGCACCUGUACGAGGUGAACCCCGGCAACCCGCUGGGCACCGGCGGCGCGCUGGCCGUGCGCUACGGGGAGCUGUGCAAGGAGGUGUGGUCGUGCAGCGCGCGCUCGGUGGCGCCGCUGGGCGUGCGCUGGUGCGUGUCCCGGCACGCGCGCGCGCUGGCGGGCGGCGGCCAGCACGACGCGCAGGAGCUGCUGGCGUGGCUGCUGGACGCGCUGCACGAGGACCUCAACCGCGCGCGCCCCCCCGCGCCCGCGCCCGCCCCCGCGGACUCCGCCGGCCGCCCCGACCAGGUGGUGGCGGCCGAGGCGUGGGAGGCGCACACGGCGCGGAACCAGUCCAUCAUCACGGAGCUGUUCUACGGGCAGCUGAAGUCCAAGGUGCGCUGCGACACGUGCGGCCACGAGAGCGUCCGCUUCGACGCCUUCAACAUGCUGAGUCUGCCGCUGCCCAUGGAGUCCUACCUGCGCUGCGAGAUCAAAGUGAUACUACUAGACGGAUCGGUCCCCGUGAAGUACGGCGUCAGAGUCAACUCGGAAGGGACGUACCUGGACCUCAAGAGGAAGCUGUCGGAGCUGUGCGGCCUCCCGCCGGACCUGCUGCUGCUGGCGGAGCUGGCCGGCGCCACCAUCGGCCGCGAGCUGCGCGACGCCGACAAGCUGACGGCCGCCGGCGCCGCCGACCUGCACGCCUACGAGCUGCCGCCCCCCCGCGAGCCCCCCGCCGCCCGCGACCUGCUGCAGCCCGACGGCUGGUGCGAGGAGGCGAGCCAGUGGGCGGAGGUGAGUGUGGGCCGCGCCGCCAAUCCUUCCUCACUCUGCAUGCCUGCACUGUUCUGCUUCAAGAGGUCGCGGUCGGAGAUGCUCAUGUCGCAGAGUCCGCCGACGACGUUCUACGAGAAGCAACACCACCAGGACCGACUCCGCAGCCAGACCCUGCCCAAAGACAUGACCAGAGGAAACAGCUCACCCGCGCUCAGCGUCAAGUCGCUCAACGUGAAGCCGGCUAGCCCUAGAUUGGCCAAGGUCAAGUUUGGCUCGUCUCCCUCCAACAUGUACAAGAUGAGCGAGACGGAAAGCCCCUCGCUCGUCCCCAAACAGACGAACUACCUGGUGGCCGUGCACAGGAAGCAGUGUCGCGCCGACGCAUACUUCCUGUCGUCGCAGCGCAGCCGCCCCGCGCUGUUCGGCGUGCCGCUGCUGGUGCCGGUGGAGCCGGGCCAGUCGGGCCGCCAGCUGUACGCCGCCGUGUGGAGGCAGGUGGCGCGCCUGCUGUCCGCGCGGCCGCCCAGCGCCGACCUCAACCACGCCACCGACUGCGACGACAGCCUGGGGUACGAGUUCCCGUUCACGCUGCGGGCCGUGCGCGCGGACGGCGCGUGGUGCGGGCGCUGCGCGUGGCCGGCGCUGUGCCGCGGCUGCGCGCUGCCGCUCGACGACCGCCCGCUCGUCGCGCACGCUGACGGUACUAUACCCGUGUUGAAGAAGCGGUCCGGCGAGGAGCCCCCGGACGAGGAGCCGGGUCCGGCGGGCCGACCGCGCCAGCCGCCGGGUGCGCGCUCCGCCAGCCGACCCGACGGCGGGUGCUGGCUGCGCGCGGGGUCGGGGCGCGUGCUGCUGGCGGUGGACUGGGAGCCCACGGCGCUGCACCUGCGCUACAGCAGCGCGCUGGAGCGGGCCUGCGCGGAGCACGGCUCGGUGCGGGCGGGCGGCGCGCGGCCGGCGGGGCUGGCCUCCUGCCUGCGCGCCUUCACCCGCGCCGAGCGCCUGGAGCAGCACUACCGCUGCGCGCGCUGCCGCUCCCACCAGCCCGCCACCAAGACGCUGCAGAUAUGGCGCCUGCCGCCCAUCCUGGUCCGCAUCUCUCCCUCUCUCUCUCUCCCUCUGUGUGGGGAUCUCAAAGUUAUAAUAAUAAUAAGCCUUUUAUUUCAUAGUUUCGUUGUCCACUGA
This is a messenger RNA of Bombyx mandarina (wild silkworm), 4361 nucleotides long. RefSeq names its product Ubiquitin specific protease 32 (gene Usp32). The record is from RefSeq and is a predicted model, not a curated record. NCBI's taxonomy places the organism in Eukaryota, Metazoa, Arthropoda, Insecta, Lepidoptera, Bombycidae. Gene Ontology annotation, biological process: protein deubiquitination. Gene Ontology annotation, molecular function: cysteine-type deubiquitinase activity; calcium ion binding. Gene Ontology annotation, cellular component: Golgi apparatus.